AUGACCGGCGCAGACGAAGCAACCGACGGAAAGGAAGAAGCGAGGAACGCGAACCCGACGACACAGUGCAGGAUGGCUACGAUAGGGCAAGUAGAACAUUUUGAUGAAGCUACAUCGGAUUGGAUAUCCUACGAAGAACGCUUGCUUUCGUUCCUGAAAGUUAACAAAAUUGAAGAUGGCAGUAAAGUGGAUGCGUUUCUUAGCAUCAUGGGACCCAAAACGUAUUCGCUGCUAAAAACCUUACUGGCUCCGGAUAAACCGUCUAACAAGACUCUUGAAGUUCUGAUGACUACUUUGCGGGACCAUUUGUCGCCGAAACCAUCAGUGAUAGCAGAAAGGGCGAAAUUCCAUAAGUGCGUCCAGGGAGAGUCUCAGACGAUUGUGCAGUUUGUGGCUGAAUUGAAAAGACUAGCCCAGGAUUGCAAGUUUGGGGCAAACUUGGAGGAAGUUUUGAGGGACAGAUUUGUGUGCGGAUUGCGAAGACUUGAUAUUCAAAAAUGUCUGUUCGCCGAAGAUGAGUCUUUAACAUUUAAGAAAGCAGUGGAAAAAGCACUGUCUCUUGAAAUGGCUACACGAAGUGCCUCGGAAUGCCACGAAGCUGAUACGCCCCCGCCCCUACACAAAGUUGAUAAGGUCGACAAAGAAAAGAAGUCUUCCUGUUAUCGAUGCGGUGCGAACAAUCACUCCAGUGAAUCAUGCAACUUCCGGAAUUCUGUCUGCCACAACUGCAAAAAGAGAGGGCAUAUUCGACGAGUGUGCCGAUCGCGAACAAAGUUAAAACCGCUAUCUGGACGACAGAAUCUUCGCAACUUGAGGGAAGAUGACAACUUUGACUUGAAUAAUGCGGUCCUACGGAUGGAAACACGCAGCAACGACCCCAUGUGCGCAACGGUUGUGAUCGAGAAUGUUCCUGUUAAGAUGGAAAUUGACACUGGUGCCGCUGUUUCCGUUAUGUCUUUCCAGCAGUACCAGAAGUGCUUCCCGGACCUUAAGUUGACACCCACUGCACUGAAGUUGCGGACAUACACCGGAGAAGCGAUUACACCUCGUGGGUGCGUCAUGGUUGACGUGAAGUACAACGGAAAUCAACGAAGCCUUCCACUUCACAUCUUGCGUGAGCCUGGUGUACCUCUCCUAGGACGUGACUGGGUGCGAGAACUGUGCCUGGAUUGGACACAACUGAACGCAAUGUCACCCGACAUCAAGUCCACCACGGAGCAAUUGUUCAAAACGUACAGCCGACUCUUCGAAGACGGGUUGGGAAGAAUUAAAGGUGAGCAAGUCUCCCUCAAGCUCAGAGAGGGCAGUAUACCACGGUUUUUAAAGGCCCGAAGUUUGCCUUUUGCACUCAAGUCUGCCGUGGAAAAUGAAUUGAGUAAACUGGAAAGUCUCGGAGUAAUUACGCCAACCAGUAGUAGUUCAUUUGCAACACCAGUUGUACCUGUCGUUAAAAGAGAUGGUUCAAUUCGAUUGUGCGGUGAUUACCGAACAACGGUCAAUCAAGUUUUGGAAGUUGAGAAGUACCCCUUGCCUAGACUGGACGAAAUAUUCGCAGCGCUUGCGGGUGGCAAGCAUUUUUCGAAGAUUGACCUCAAUCGGGCAUAUCUUCAGGUCGAAGUCGAUGAACAGUCACGGGAGUACUUGACGCUGAACACUCAUAAGGGAUUAUACAAAGUAAAUCGCCUUGCGUUCGGAAUCACCUCGGCGCCCGCAAUGUUCCAAAAGAUAAUGGAAAACAUGCUGAAGGACCUUAGCGGUGUCAUUGUUUACUUAGAUGAUAUCCUGAUCAUGGGAAGGUCGCAAGAAGAGCACGUGCGGAAUCUGGAAGCAGUGCUGAAUCGCCUCGCAGAACGAGGAGUAAAGAUAAAGAAGGAUAAAUGCGAAUUUUUCACGAACGAAUUUCAGUACCUCGGACACGUAAUCAAUGCGGAAGGAAUUAAGCCAUCGCUGGAGAAAGUAGAGGCAAUUCUUCACGCACCGCCGCCGGCAGAUAAGCAACAGCUACGUUCGCUACUGGGAGCGAUUAACUUCUAUGGGAAGUUCUUGCCAGAUUUGUCCAGUGUUUUGUAUCCGCUACAUAGACUCUUACGACUUAAGGUGGCAUGGAAUUGGAACCAACAGUGCCAACAGGCGUUCAAAAAGGUGAAGGAACUCCUAUCAUCGCCCCCGCUCCUUGUCCACUAUGACAUGGACAUCCCGUUGCAGUUGGAGUGUGAUGCAUCAGCAUAUGGUGUAGGGGCAGUACUGUCGCACAUACAAGCAGAUGGCAGCGCUAAGCCGAUCGCUUACGCUUCAAAAACAUUAAGUGUCGCAGAAUCCAAUUAUAGUCACUUGGAAAGAGAAGCUCUGGGACUGAUAUUUGGAGUUAAGAAGUUCCACAACUACCUGUAUGGACGGCAUUUCGUUCUUUUUACUGACCAUAAGCCACUCCAAACUAUAUUUGGUGCAAAAACUGGCAUCCCAAGUAUAGCCGCUGCACGGCUACAGAGAUGGGCAUUAACUCUUGCAGCGUACCAGUAUGAACUUCGCUACAGAAGCGGUUCCACUAAUGCUGUCGCGGACUGUUUCUCUCGCUUACCGCUCAAGAAGAAGCAUCCCGAAAGUGCGGACGACGAGGUCUGUGCGUUGUAUACCGUACGACUGCAAAGUUUCCCAGUGAGCAGCACAGAAAUUGCCAAGGAAACUGCUCGUGAUCCUAUUCUGAGUGUUGUGGCCAACUUUAUACGAAACGGAUGGCCUCCUUCAAAUUGCAAUGAAGCUUUAAAGCCCUACUUUCUGCAUAGGACGGCACUUACGGUACACCAAGGGUGCAUCUUGUGGGGCAUGAGAAUCCUGGUUCCAGCGGAGCUGCGUAGUAGAGUGCUUGAAGAGCUACACUCUGGACACCCAGGAAUCGUUCGGAUGAAGGAGAUCGCCAGAGGUUAUACCUGGUGGCCAGGUAUCGACUUCGACUUGGAGCGCAUGGUGAAAGAGUGUGACGACUGCCAGGACCAGCGUCCCUUACCAGCGAAAGCUCCGCUGCAUCCGUGGUCGUGGCCGUCGGAACCUUGGGAACGAGUCCACCUGGACUAUGCCGGACCGUUCCAGAACAAGAAUUUUUUGGUGGCAGUUGACGCCCAUUCUAAAUGGCCGGAGGUGUUUGUACUUGGAUCAACGAGUGCUGAAAUGACAGUUCAGUGUGUGCGUGAACUAUUUGCUCGUUGGGGAAUUGCGAGAACAAUUGUAACGGACAAUGGGCCACAAUUUUGUUCAGAAUCUUUCCAGGUGUUCCUAAAGCACAAUGGUGUCCGGCAUGUGACAUCAGCACCUUACCACCCGUCAACAAAUGGGUUGGCAGAACGGUUUGUGAGGACCUUGAAAGAGUGUCUAAGAAAGGAUCGUAGCCAGUCGCUGGAGGUGAGGCUAGCCAACCUACUUUUAUCUUAUAGGAACACUCCUCAUGCUACAACUUCUCAAUCACCUGUAUCUUUAAUGCUUGGAAGGACGUUAAAAACGAGACUAGAUCUGAUUAGGCCUUCUCUUAAAUCUGUCGUAACUCAGAAGCAACAAACGCAAAUUUUACAGCGAAACCAUCAAGAACGGAUGUUUCAGGUUGGUGAUUCGGUACGAGUAAGGAAUUACCGGAGUGGGAAGAAAUGGGUUCAUGGCUUUAUUAUCAGUAGAACUGGGCCUGUGUCAUACAAAGUGAAAGUGAUCACACAGCAUGGGUCUUUGGUGUGGAGAAGACACGUUGACCAGAUUGUCGCGGCUCAAGCUCGAACAGAAUCUUCGACAGAUCUACAUGAACAAGAAUCGUCGGAUCUCAUGCCUGCAAUCUCCACUGGCCCAUGUUCCGAGACACCGGUGACCGAGAAGCCGCCAACUCCAGUACAAGCAAGAAGAUAUCCACUUCGUGAGCGUCGACCCCCUCAACGUUAUGAAUCCACAUGA
Molecule: messenger RNA, 3930 nt
Organism: Ornithodoros turicata
Lineage: Eukaryota; Metazoa; Arthropoda; Arachnida; Ixodida; Argasidae
Exons: 1
Coding region: 1-3930 (1309 amino acids)
Biological process (GO): DNA integration
Molecular function (GO): zinc ion binding; nucleic acid binding
Source: RefSeq, a predicted model, not a curated record